This is a messenger RNA of Cryptococcus amylolentus CBS 6039, 2142 nucleotides long. RefSeq lists its product as hypothetical. The transcript has 3 exons. Lineage: Eukaryota; Fungi; Basidiomycota; Tremellomycetes; Tremellales; Cryptococcaceae. The record is from RefSeq and is a predicted model, not a curated record. Gene Ontology annotation, molecular function: hydrolase activity. The coding region runs from base 1 to 2142 and encodes 713 amino acids.
AUGCCCCGCAACAACGCCCCCCUCCAGCCGCUCCCCCUCCAGCACCUCCUCCAGACAUACACCACCUCCCACCCGCUCCGCUCCCCCUCCCCCCUGCCCCCGUCAUCCCGCAUAGACCCCAAGCUCGAACAACGUCUGCCCCCACCAGCUUCCUCCAGCCCGCUCCUGUGGUCCCUCGCAGAAUGGUGGCUCUUUAUAAGAUUUGUCUUCACCAAGGGCAUACAUGUGCUUGUGGCGCUCGUGUCGCAUUUCUUGUUUGGUCCCAAGCGCACUAGUUGGGGGUAUAGGAUGACGCUUAUAACGUCGUUCAUGCGCAACAUUGCGGACCAUUCGAGCUUGGCUGAUAUCGUCCUCAUAAGGAGGUUCAUCUCUUUGCACUUUCUCAUGCCGCUGCCUGGAGACGCGGUGGUCACCCCCAUAACGUUCGUCGUCCCGAAACGGACCGAAGCGCAGGCAGCGAGGGGUUUCUUGAGGCAGUGUGAUCUUUUGGAACGCGGGGAUAGGGAGCUGGCGGGAGAGUGGGUGGUGGGGACGGAAGUGUGGAAACGGCUGAAAGCAGAGAAACGGGCAAGGCAGCGGCACAGGCAGGGGAAAGGGAAGGGGAGGAGCGCGUCCCCGAGGGCUGGGAAACCAGAGCUGAAAGCGACGGAACUCGACAAUGAAGCAGGGGCAGGGGAGAGAGUGAUUUACUACAUUCAUGGGGGAGCGUACUAUGUGGGAAAUGCUGCAACUCACCGGCUGAUCACUAUUGGCGUCAGCAAGUCGUGCAACGCCCGAGUCUUUGCUAUCACAUACCGCCUCGCCCCCGAACACGCUUUCCCCCUCCCACUACACGACGUCCUACAUGGUUACCUGCGCCUCCUCUCCGCGCCGCUAUCGAUCCCCCCAGAAAACAUCAUCAUCGCAGGCGACUCUGCCGGCGGUGGGCUCGGUCUGGCGCUGUGCAUGUAUCUCCGAGAUGAGGGGUACAAGCUCCCUGCGGGGUUGAUCUUGAUGAGCCCGUGGGUGGAUUUGACGAUGAGCUGUGGGAGUUGGGAUGAGAAUGCUAGUUCUGAUGUCGUCCCACGACCCGAAACUGGUGACCACUUGAACCCUGUAGGGUGCUAUCUCGGACCCAAAGGCAUCUCCACCUACCUCACCCACCCAUACGCCUCUCCCCUAUUCGGCGACUUUCACGGCCUGCCUCCCAUGCUCAUCCAAUCGGGCGACUCUGAAGUAUUGCGCGACGAAAUCAUCCUCGUCGCGCACAAAGCCACCCUCGCCGGCGUCUCGGUCACACACGAACUGUACGAAGACAUGGUCCACGUAUUCCAAAUGUUUUCAUUCCUCCCUGCUACGGAGAAGGCCAUUUACAAUGUCGGCAAGUGGGUGCGCACCGUCUUGCCUGGUAUCGAGCGGGAGAAGCGCGAGGCCGAAGGCAGGAUGGGCGAGAGCGGUGUUGGGGGGCUGCAUUUGGAUGUGAUUGAGAGUGUGGAAGAAGAGAUUGCAGAGGAAGGUGCGCAUGUCAUUAUGAACAAUGGGGAGGAGAUUGGCGUCAACAAGCCCGAAGACCCGAGUGAGAGGGCAAAGAGGACGCCUAAAAAGUCGACGCUGCGUUACGAGACGCAAGAGGCGGUGGAUGACGAGCCAACAGUCGAUACCGAUUCGCUCGCUACAUCCGAUUCGGGGUCGCCAACGCCUACCAAGAAUCACAAGGGCAGUGGAUACCCCUUCCCCCGCGUUCCUGCGACUCCUACGCGUCAAGAUCCUAUCGUGCCCCAAGCCCACACUCUCCCCCGCUUGCGCAGGACUCAGACAUCCGUCCCAGCAUUCACCCUCUCCCCUCCUCCAGUCCCAUCCAAUCUCUCCCGCCGACAUCGUCCCACAGCAUCCGCAUCUUCAUCCGCAUACUACCCCUCCCCUUCAUCCUCCCGUAACACUAGUCAGCCGACAUCCCCAUCUUUGGGCAGGAAACGACUCAGGUCUGGCACGUUGUCGUACCAGCCCCAGCCCUCUACGAGGACGAGAAGCAAGAGUCAUUCGGAUGUGUUUAGUUUGGUGGAGGGGUAUGUGGAGGGAGGGGCGGCAAAUGAGACGACGGUGUAUGCGCCGGGAGGGGAGAUUCGGAGUGUGGGGGUGCUGGGGGAGGAUGAGGAUGAGUAG